GUGAAUGCAGGUCCUCCGGGGAGAGCGGAUAUAGUGAAUGCGGGGUCCGGGGAGAGGCUUGAUAUAGUGAAUGCGGGGUCCGGGGAGAGCGGAUAUAGUGAAUGCAGGGUCCGGCAGGAGAGCGGAUAUAGUGAAUGCGGGGUCCGGGGAGACCGGAUAUAGUGAAAGCGGGGUCCGGGGAGAGCGGAUAUAGUGAAUGCAGGGGUCCGGGGAGACCGGAUAUAGUGAAUGCGGGGUCCGGGGAGACCGGAUAUAGUGAAUGCGGGGUCCGGGGAGACCAGGAUAUAGUGAAUGCAGGGUCCGGGGAGAGCGGAAUAUAGUGAAUGCAGGGUCCGGGGAGACAGAUAUAGUGAAUGUAGGGUC
Molecule: messenger RNA, 363 nt
Organism: Staurois parvus
Lineage: Eukaryota; Metazoa; Chordata; Amphibia; Anura; Ranidae
Source: the annotation of a GenBank genome assembly